Molecule: messenger RNA, 1984 nt
Organism: Monopterus albus (swamp eel)
Lineage: Eukaryota; Metazoa; Chordata; Actinopteri; Synbranchiformes; Synbranchidae
Gene: rassf1
Product: Ras association domain family member 1
Exons: 7
Coding region: 389-1459 (356 amino acids)
Biological process (GO): Ras protein signal transduction
Cellular component (GO): nucleus; microtubule cytoskeleton
Source: RefSeq, a predicted model, not a curated record
AACACACUUUGGGGAUUAGUCGGUAAUCCCACACCCAAAGUGUGCAUGCGCAAACUAAAGUGCGCGCGUCGGGUGAGGGACCGAUCGUUACGAAUUCAACAACAAACUGCGAUCGCUGUUCACGUUUCCUUUCCGAUAAGUGGCGCUGAUGGAUUACACGAGGUAAGCUCAUGAAGACUUGGUGGCCACUUUUUCUUCUGUACAACACACCAAUGUGGAAGUGGACUGAAUCAAACUGACCUGGUGAUUUGUUUUAACAUGUGCACAUUUCUUCCGAGCCUGACAUUCACAAAAUCCUCAUUAAGGAUGUGAAAGUGCACAUAUUAAUGUUGUUUCCCCUCAGGGAUGGUUGUUCACUUGACAUGUCAGUGUCUGCAUCAAAGACAAGAUGUAUAAGUGUGAGUUGAUUGAGCUGAAGGACCUCACUGUGAACGAUCCCAUCGAGCUCACCGCUCCUACGGCCCACACGGCCCUGGCACCUGUAAACCCAGGUCAGCCCAGCCCCUUCUAUGUUGUCCGUCUGGUUGGAGACAGCACCAAAGCGCCCGGCUGUCAGACAGGAGAGGCUGGAGCAGGUCAUGACUUCCAGCCCUACACUCACACUCAUCUCACUUGGUGUGACCUGUGUGGGGAAUUCAUCUGGGGUCUUUAUAAGCAGAGUUUGCGCUGCACCAACUGCAGUUACACUUGUCACUACCGCUGUCGACCAUUCAUCCAGCUGGACUGCAGCACAGAUGGAAGGCUAUUAACAGACCAGGCAGAUUUCUCUGUUGACUCUAUUGAAACAGACACAAAUGUGGAUGAACAGAUCGAUUUGGGUAAAAAAGACUUAAGUGCUGGUGAGAUUCACCAGAAGGUUAUGGAGUAUAAUGCUCAGGUCAACAGCAAUUUCUACAUGGUGGUUAACAAAGACGGGUCCUACACUGGUUUCAUCAAAGUCCAUUUUCAGUUAGUGCGUCCGAUCUCCCUCCCUCCUCCUCAGAAGCUGCGCUCCACACAGGAGGAUGAUCAGCAGUCUAAACAGAUUAGACGGCGGACAUCUUUCUACCUCCCCAAAGAUACUGCAAAGCACCUGCAUGUAAGCUCCCAAACACGGGCACAAGAAGUCAUCGAGGCAUUGCUCAACAAGUUCACCGUGGUGGACAACCCAGCCAAGUUUGCCCUGUUUGAACGCACUGAGAGACAAAGUCAAGUGUACAUGCGAAAACUGUCUGAUGAUGAAUGUCCACUCUACCUACGCUUGUGUGCUGGCCCCAGUGAAAAAGUUCUGAGUCUGGUUUUGAAAGACAGUGAGACAGGGGAUGUCAAUUGGGAUGCAUUUAGCAUUCCUGAGCUGCACAACUUCCUGCGUAUUCUGCAGCGUGAGGAAGAAGAGUACAUCCGUCAGAUUGAGAAGCGCUACGCUUGUGCUAGAGAGAAGAUGAAGCAGGCCAUGGCAAGGAUUACUACCCCUGGCUGAUUUAGAGUGAUGCCGCUGAUCCUCAAAUUUCUACAUGAAAAAGAACAUUCUGCCACUUUGAAAAAUACCAUAGGAAUAUUUACAGCAAUGUAAAAGGGAAGGAAAGGACUCAGUGAUGUUGGUUUGAAUAAAGGCUGUUUAUGAAGCAAGGAUACAGCUGUUACAUUUAAUGUGACCUAUGCCUAAGGGCGCUGCCACUUUUUGUGCAAUUGGAGUCACUGCUAUGAACUGGAUUGGCGAAAACAACAACAACAACAACAAACAAAAAUGAUCAUGGAUUAAAUUCAUUGCAGGUAUUUCUUGAAGAAUUAAAAACAUGCUGCUUGAUUAGAUUAUUUAAGACACAUUUGAGUCAUUCUGGGAAUUUAUCUGGUUUGUCUUUAGAUUAUGUGCCGUUUAGAUUCCUUAUCUUUUUGACUGUUUUUAAAUGUUGACACUUUAACUUGUGAAAUGGAUUGAAUUUUGGACAUUAAAAUGUGAAACUGUGUUUAUGCUAUAUAUAACAAACUGGUGACAAUAAAUCAU